AUAUAUAAAUUGCAGUGUAUUACAAUAAACGAUCACAGUUAGUAUAGAUUUUGGAAAAAGAUGUUGAUAAAAUUGUUUAUAGUUUUGGGCCUUGCUGCCCUAAUAAGAUCAGCAUGUAUAAUGCGAAGGACAGUUGAUAUGGCUGAAAAAGACGUUGUUGUAGUCUGCGCAUUUAUUAAGGAUCUUAAAGUUGAAAUGUCCAAAGUACCAGACGAUGUGAAUGUUGUUGCUGUGGUUAUAUUAGAGAGUAAUAUACCCAAAGUUGAAGUUGGUGUUUUUGAAAGAUUUGGCUCAACAAUGGAACGAUUGGAAAUUAAUCAUUCAGGAGUUGAAGACGUUGAAGAUCAUGCAUUCAAGGGAUUGACAAAAUUAAAAAAAUUGUCAAUGGUAAUGAAUAAGCUACAGGAAAUAAGAUCCGGUUGGAUGAAUGAUAUGACAGCGUUGACUGACGUUAAUUUUAAUUCAAAUAGAUUGUCAAAAGUUGAUAAAGAUGUUGAUGUAUCGAGAGUGGUGAAUGUUGAUAUUGGUGAUAAUCAUUUUAAAUGUAUGAUCGUCGAAAUGAUGGAUAUGAUGAAAAAUAUCAAAACAAUGAAGGUUGUAAUGAAUCCAUUGUCUUGGAAAUGUAUGGUUGAAAUGGAGGAUUGGAUGAAGAAUCAUCCGAAUGUUGUCGGUGAUUUUGCAGGAAAGGAUCUUGGUUUGGAGCAUAUGUUCGAAGUUGUAAGAGAAUGUAUGAAAUCAGUACCUGAUGUCACAGUUGAUGAGGCAGUUGACGCUUGCGUAGAAUCUAAAAUGAAUGUUGUUCGAUAAAUAAUAAAUGUUAAAAUUCUCUCUUAUUUUCAAUAAAUAAUAUUUUCUAUUUGUUAAAAUUUUGGCGAAACAUUCUUUUUUUUUUUAGAAUUUAAACUUUAAUUUUUGAAACAAAAUUAUUUACUUUAAUUCCUUUUUAAUGCUUUAUAUUGUUGUAUAAUAAUUUUUGUGUAAUUUUUAUCAAUGUAAAUAAAAAUGUUAUUUGAAAA
This is a messenger RNA of Leptopilina boulardi, 1016 nucleotides long. Its product is annotated as slit homolog 1 protein-like. The record is from RefSeq and is a predicted model, not a curated record. NCBI's taxonomy places the organism in Eukaryota, Metazoa, Arthropoda, Insecta, Hymenoptera, Figitidae. The coding region runs from base 61 to 807 and encodes 248 amino acids. Gene Ontology annotation, molecular function: protein binding. The transcript has a single exon.